This is a messenger RNA of Musca vetustissima, 1174 nucleotides long. RefSeq names its product N-alpha-acetyltransferase 30A (gene Naa30A). Gene Ontology annotation, cellular component: NatC complex. Gene Ontology annotation, biological process: N-terminal peptidyl-methionine acetylation. Bases 1 to 1158 code for a protein of 385 amino acids. Gene Ontology annotation, molecular function: protein-N-terminal amino-acid acetyltransferase activity. The record is from RefSeq and is a predicted model, not a curated record. NCBI's taxonomy places the organism in Eukaryota, Metazoa, Arthropoda, Insecta, Diptera, Muscidae. The transcript has 4 exons.
AUGGGUCGAACGCUGAGAGCGCUAACAGCCACCUUUGAACAAAUUGAGAAGGAGUCGUCUGCCACAGUGGGUCUGGCAAGCUCCAGAAAUGAAUCGUCGUCGGCGACGGCUAUUGGCAGCGAAGAAGACCAAUUGUCUCAAGUGGGGUCAGCGGUGGACAUAAAUGGUCUAAAAGAUCAGUUAAAGCAACAGUUACAUAUAGGCAACAAUAAGGUCAAUGGCCUUGUAAUAGAAAAAGAAUUAAAUAGUAAUAAUAACUGCACCAAUAGUCCCACUACCACCACCCUUAAUGGCCAUCAUCAACAUCAUCAUAAAGGAGAAGAAGAAGCUGACGAUAUAAGUCUGACCAUGGCCAAAAAAUCGAAAAGAAAACCCAAUAAUAAAAAGAAUCCUAGCACAGAGGAGAUAACGGCGGAGAAUGGUGGUGAUGGUCACCUGGCAAAGGAGACAGCCCAUCAAGAACAUUUGCAAAAUGGUUUUAUCCCUGCCUCGGAAAGUAAAACUGUUACAGGUGACAACACAAUAUCCUGUAACAACACUGCCAUGACCCCAAAGCCCCAAAUAUGCGAACAAAAACUGCAAACGACAUCAUUAACAGAUGAUAACAAAUCCUCCAGUGCUAUAAAUGAAACAACAUCAUCAUCAUCAUCUUCUUCGCCAUCUGCUGUGCUAAAUCCCACACCCGCCUUGGAUUUAUCUAAUGUUCAUAUUGAAUAUAAAGAAUAUGAAUCGGAAUUACAAAUGCAUGACAUAAUGCGUUUAAUCCAAGCGGAACUAUCGGAACCCUAUUCAAUAUACACUUAUCGUUAUUUCAUAUAUAAUUGGCCAAAAUUAUGUUUCCUAGCAGCCCAUGGAAAUGAAUAUGUUGGUGCUAUUGUGUGCAAGCUGGACAUGCACAUGAAUGUUAGGCGCGGCUAUAUUGCCAUGUUGGCCGUACGCAAAGAAUAUAGGAAAUUGAAAAUUGGUACUACACUUGUGCAAAAGGCAAUUGAGGCCAUGCUAGCCGAUAAUGCCGAUGAAGUUGUUUUGGAAACUGAAAUGAGUAAUCUACCUGCUUUGCGUCUAUAUGAAAAUUUGGGUUUUGUACGAGAUAAACGACUAUUUCGCUAUUAUCUAAACGGUGUUGAUGCAUUGCGUUUAAAAUUGUGGUUUAGAUGAGAUUAUUUAUAGCAAA